CGAUUUGAUUGGUCAGCAAACACCUAACAGUAGACCUUCCCGCACCAGAUCAUCUCCAACCCAGUCCAAACGCAGAAUGCCUCCAAAGAACGGAGCUGAACAAGCGGAUGCUAGCGGCUCUGUGUCAAAAUCGCAGCGGCCGAAAAUAAUUAAACCCUCGGAUGAAAAUGAAAAAAAGAGUUCAGCUAAGAAGCUUAAAGAUUCAGAAAUUUGUAUCCCCGUUGUGUAUGGUAAUAUUGCAUUUUGGCUUGGCAAGAAGGCAAGCGAGUAUCAGUCGCACAAAUGGACGGUUUAUGUCCGUGGAGCAACGAACGAGGACCUGGGAGUGGCUGUAAAGCGAGCUGUUUUCCAGCUGCAUUCGAGUUUCAAUAACCCCACAAGGGUCAUUGAUAACCCGCCCUUUGAGGUCUCGGAGUCUGGGUGGGGCGAGUUCGAAAUCGCCAUUACCCUUCAUUUUCACAGUGAUAUCACAGAUAAACCACUGCACUUGUACCACCACUUGAAGUUAUAUCCCGAGGAGGAAUCAGGCCCGCUGUCUAUCAAGAAACCCGUUGUUGUGGAGUCUUAUGAUGAGAUUGUUCUCUCGGAUCCUUCUGAGGCUUUCUUUGCUCGUGUGCAAAAUCAUCCUGCGGUUAUUGUGCCUAGAUUGCCCGUGGGAUUCACUCUGCCUCCUGCUGAGGAUACUGAGAACAAGAACAAAGGUGACACCAAAGAUCAUCCCCUCAACCAGUGGUUUACUAAUUUCUCCGAAGCAGAUGAGCUAUUGAAACUUGCUGCUGCUCGGCAACAGGUACAAGCGCAUAUUGCAAGGCUCAGAAGGCAGUUGAGUUUGAUCGACGGGCAGAACCAGCAAGUGAAAGCAGCACCUGACAUGUAAAUAUUCCUUUCUAUAUUUAAGGUGAAAGAAAACAGUUCCUUUCUCAUUAGAGGAAGUUACUUUUCUUUUUUUUUCCUGUUCUGUUAACACAUUAGGAGAAAUUAUUAUCAACCUACUAAUGUUAUGUGUCAUUGUGAGUAGAUAUGAAUAGUUGGAUCCAGCUCCUCUAUAUCUGUCCUAAUGUUAGUAUUAUUGUAGACACACGAUUGACACGGUUGAGAGUUGUUUAAAAGAAAAUGAGAACUUUGUUUAAAAUUGUGAUACAUUUCAAGAUUAUAACUGUUUGGAUAUCGUUAUCCAUAAAGGAUAACUUAAAUUAUGUGGGUCCUUCAUGUAAAUUCUAGCCUCUAGGGUGCUUGUUCUUCAGGUCUUUUUGGACAUGCAA
Molecule: messenger RNA, 1262 nt
Organism: Striga asiatica
Lineage: Eukaryota; Viridiplantae; Streptophyta; Magnoliopsida; Lamiales; Orobanchaceae
Source: the annotation of a GenBank genome assembly